This is a messenger RNA of Talpa occidentalis (Iberian mole), 1136 nucleotides long. It is a transcript of the gene GPR25, whose product is annotated as G protein-coupled receptor 25. Gene Ontology annotation, biological process: G protein-coupled receptor signaling pathway; immune response. Gene Ontology annotation, cellular component: membrane. The coding region runs from base 48 to 1136 and encodes 362 amino acids. The transcript has a single exon. NCBI's taxonomy places the organism in Eukaryota, Metazoa, Chordata, Mammalia, Eulipotyphla, Talpidae. Gene Ontology annotation, molecular function: G protein-coupled receptor activity. The record is from RefSeq and is a predicted model, not a curated record.
GCUGUGGCGCCCAGGGUUGCCACCCGCCCAGGCUUCGCGGCCCAGCCAUGCCCGGCACCGAGCUCUGGAGCCCCAACCCGGGGACAGCAUUCUGGGACUACUCUGGGUCAGGGUCCGGGGCCCUGGAGGAGCUGGAGGUGUGUCCAUCGGGGGACCUGCCCUACAGCUACGCCUACAUCCCUGUGCUCUACCUGGCGGCCUUCGUGGUGGGCCUGCUGGGCAACGGCUUCGUGGUGUGGCUGCUGGCGGGGCGGCGCGGCCCGCGGCGGCUGGUGGACACCUUCGUGCUGCACCUGGCGGCCGCAGACCUGGGCUUCGUGCUGACGCUGCCGAUGUGGGCCGUGGCGGCGGCGCGCGGAGGCCUCUGGCCCUUCGGCCAGGGGCUGUGCAAGCUCAGCAGCUUCGCGCUGGCCGCCACGCGCUGCGCGGGCGCGCUGCUGCUGGCGGGCAUGAGCGUGGACCGCUACCUGGCGGUGGUGAAGCUGCUCGACGCGCGGCCGCUGCGCACCCCGCGCUGCGCCCUGGCCGUGUGCGGCGGCGUCUGGGCCGCGGCGCUCCUGGCCGGCCUGCCCGCCCUGGCCUACCGCGGCCUGCAGCCCCUGCCCGGGGGCGGCGGCAGCCAGUGCGCCGAGGAGCCCUCCGACGCCUUCCAGGGCCUCAGCCUGCUGCUGCUGCUGCUGACCUUCGUGCUGCCCCUGGGCAUCACGCUCUGCUGCUACUGCCUGAUCUCGCGCCGCCUGCGCCGGGCGCCGCACCUGGGCCGCGCCCGCAGGAACUCGCUGCGCCUCAUCUUCGCCAUCGAGAGCGCGUUCGUGGGCUCCUGGCUGCCCUUCAGCGCGCUGCGGGCCGUCUUCCACCUGGCGCGGCUGGGGGUGCUGCCGCUGCCCUGCCGCCUGCUCCUGGCGCUGCGCUGGGGCCUCACCCUCACCACCUGCCUGGCCUUCGUCAACAGCUGCGCCAACCCGGUCAUCUACCUGCUGCUGGACCGCUCGUUCCGCGCGCAGGUGCGGCGCCAGACCUGCGGGUGCUCCGGGCGCGGGGCGCGCCGCAUCAGCUCGGCGUCCUCGCUCUCCAGGGACAGCAGCUCGGUGUUCCGGAGUCGGACCUGCAGCUGGGGGCGCGCGGCCUCCCUGUAG